CCACAUUUAAUUUACGUAUGCAAUCUACUGCGGAAAAUGCGGCUUCAAAUAUUAAUAAUUAUAAUGUGGUUGCCGACUCUUCCGAUAAUAUUUCCUCAACAUUUUAUACAAACCAUUAUUCAGAUCAACAAUCCAUUUAUAAUGAUAAUAUCCCUUCAACUUUGCCUCCAGUUAGCUCACCAUGUGUUCCUGGUCCACAACAACAGACUAUUGAAAAUACUACUUUUCCAUUUAAUUCGUUUAACAUGAAUAGUGUUAAUCCUUCUCAAUCUGAAAUUCAUAGUUUUGAUAUCCCAG
Rhizophagus irregularis DAOM 181602=DAOM 197198 is the source of this 297-nucleotide messenger RNA. Lineage: Eukaryota; Fungi; Glomeromycota; Glomeromycetes; Glomerales; Glomeraceae. The record is from RefSeq and is a predicted model, not a curated record.